GAUCAUGAGUACAAACUAAAAUUCGUCGAGAAGAGGAAUAUUUCAGAUGUAAAUAAAAACGUGCAUUGACCUUUUCCUGACAAAGAACAACAUAUUACGAUGUUUGGACUGAUUAUAUCAGGCCGGUUGGUUCAAACGGACCCGCAGCAGUUGGCCGAGACGCAGUUUGUGUUCAGUAUCCCAGAUGUGGACAACGUCAAUCACGUGGUAGUCUUCCUCACGGGACAAAUGGCGUUUCCAGAGCAACUAGGAGCUGCAGUGUAUUUCUCCUUCCCCAACCCUCAAGGACAAUCAUGGCAGUUAUUGGGAUGUAUCUCUAACUCCAAGCCUAGUGCCAUUUUCAAAAUUACAAAGUUAAAACAAGAGGAUGGGAGUGUUGUUGCUCACCCGUUUGGUCAGGGUGGUGGUCCGCAGGCACAUAUGGCCCAGAUAGGGAUAUCAGUGGAACCCCUCUCACAACUCAGUCAGCUAACUCCAGUCGCCCAAGCCAAACCAUCCAGUGUGGAACCGUUUGUAGAAUUUUCACAGAAAAUGUUGGAGAAUUUCUUCAACUAUGCCAGUUCUUUUGGACUCAUGCAAGCACAAAUGACACCAAACCCUUCAGAAACCUAUGUGCCACUUAGUACACUGCAAUCAUGGUUUCAAACAUUUCAGAGACGUUUACAACAAAACCCAUAUUUUUGGAGGUCAUGAAUGCUAUAUUUACAUACUAUUUUUUAUUUCUAUUUUCUUUGUGGUUAAAAUAUUGCAAUAAAUCAGCUUAAGUCAAACUCAGAUGUAUCAAAUACCCUUCCUAAUUUGGGAAUUACUUUUGUUACAAAUGAAUUAUCCUUGACCUACUUUCAAGUUAACAGGGGUUAGUUAUUAUUUUCAGAUGACUUUUUCUAAAGAUUGAUUACAUCUGUAGUUCUGAUAUUUUGCCUGUAUUAUUGUGUUCUGAGGAUUGACAUUAACUGAGGUUUAGGUCCAUAGGAGUCAUUUGUCUGGUUAAACUCUUUCACUAAAUUCUUCUGAAUUUCAAAUAUUCCUUAGGUUAUAAUAUUUUGCCUAUAGCCUGCUUGAGUGAAGGUUUAUCAAGUUUGUUCAAAUUAAAUAUUUUUACCAACUUUCAGAGUCAAAAGGGUAAAAUGAUUGAAAAUCUUCAAAUGACUUCUUCUAAAGAUUCAAAUGAUAAAGAUAAAUGAUGUUUGGCUUUUGGCUUGCUGGGUUGAAGGACUAUCAUUUUCUUAUAGAGAUCCACAAAGUGAAGUGUAAUAUCUAACCUAUAGUGUUAGCUUGCUUGCUAUCAAGUUUGUUUUAAAACAAAUCAGACCUUUCUGUCUUCGAAGGUCACAGAUGUGAUAUAUGUUUUCCAAUAGCUAUUUGCCAACACGUGAGGUUUGGUUUGUUAGUGCAUUAUUUCCUACAUCAGGCUACAUGUAUUAACAGCUAUGGUCAUCUAAGGACGAACCAGGUUUUUCACAAAAAAAAACCCCACCAACCUGCAGCCAGUAUUUGGCGACUGCCCCACCUCAAAUCCAGGACCCAGCGGUGGCGGGCUAGUGACCGGAGUGCCAACUAGUGAGCGAUACAAGCCAAGUUGGCCACAGUUCUCUUGUUAUCUGAACUGAAGGUCAGAAUGAGCUACAGCCAUUGUGCUUUGUCCAUCUGGCAUGCACUGUUCAUGAAUUUUUCACAUUUUAAAAUUCAGAAAUUCCACUAGAUAUGAGAUAUAUUUGAUACUUGCCAUGAAUGAUCAUGAGAUGAUGCACAGAUCAAGUGUUAUGUUUUUUUCAAGUUGGUCCAAAAUUCUAGAUGAACAACAUGGCAGACUUUCUUAAACACACAUUUUGAUGUUUUCUAGUUCUGCUCAAGUGAUUUAGAUGAAAACUUACAGGAAUGACCAAAACUGAUAGCCCACAAAGUGUUGCGUUAUUUUUCUGGUUGAUUAAAAUGUCCAUCAUGGUAGCUAUGGGAUAAUCCUAAAAUAUGUUUUUGUGCAAUCAUUAGUUAAAAUUGUUUUAUCAUUUUUUUUUAUAUUUUAAACUUCUAUAACAAGGCUUUACAUGAAACUAAUCGGCAGUUAGUUUCGGUUCAGUACACAAUGCACCUGUAUGACACGUAAACUGUAGACAGAUUCAUGCAGCACAACCAGUCAAGUGUUCAUUUGUGACGUCUCGAUGACAAGUAAAGUACGUGAUUUGUCACCUUCAUCAGACAAAUGAUCAGUGAAGCAAUAUGAAAUUGACGUUGAUUCAGCUAUGCCAUAAGUGUGUGUACACUUAGCUGUUAUACAUGUGUGAAAUGACAUAUCAAACAGACUAAUUGAUUUCGCUAUUUGUUUAAUACCUGUUCAUAAAUGUGUCUAUGACAAUUAAUUGGUUGUCUUCGUGAACUUUUCUACAGUUCAUACUUACCAACCUGAAGAAAAUGUUAAGAAACAUGAUGGGUGCAAUUGUUUAGAUAAUCCCUGUAAUAGACUAUAAAUAGAUAUCUGGAUCAGACACUCACUGGCUAGAACCUCUGUGAUGCGCUCUGGCCUGUCAUCACCAUGGCACAUGUAUAACUAUCUUUGGCUGUCUAUAUUGACUGCUAUCACAUUCAAAUUGUGUAUCAAGAUUGGUAUUCAGGGGGACACAAAUACUAUUUUUGAUGAAGCAAAAUGUAUCAUUGGAUACUUUUUUGAUGGUGUAUUCAAAUAGCACAGGACAGCAAAAUGAUUUUGUGGCCAUGUUGGCAAAACAGGUUUUAGAUUUGUUUUUGCAAUUUAUUUGUGAGGAUUUAAUGGGAAGACCUACUUUCAGAGAUCUCUACAGAGUUAUCAAGGGUU
Molecule: messenger RNA, 2809 nt
Organism: Mizuhopecten yessoensis (Yesso scallop)
Lineage: Eukaryota; Metazoa; Mollusca; Bivalvia; Pectinida; Pectinidae
Product: protein Hikeshi-like
Exons: 5
Coding region: 100-693 (197 amino acids)
Biological process (GO): protein import into nucleus
Cellular component (GO): cytosol; nucleus
Molecular function (GO): Hsp70 protein binding; nuclear import signal receptor activity
Source: RefSeq, a predicted model, not a curated record